This is a messenger RNA of Aureobasidium uvarum, 1050 nucleotides long. NCBI's taxonomy places the organism in Eukaryota, Fungi, Ascomycota, Dothideomycetes, Dothideales, Saccotheciaceae. The record is from the annotation of a GenBank genome assembly.
AUGCCAUCCAUCGAAGGUCCCAAUAAGCUCCAGACUAUUCCGAAAGUCCUAGUCAUCGGAGGCUCUUACUCUGGACUUGCAGCGACCGUCAAUCUCCUUGACCUGUGCCAUGGAAAAGAGCCCCGCUUUAGCUCUACACCUACAGGUGCCACAUCUCCAAAAACGAAAGUGCCUGUGGAUAUCACCAUCGUUGAUGAGCGUGAUGGCUAUNNUGUAGGUAUAACAGCAUAUCGAAUGUUCACAGCACUGAUUAGCGCCCUAGACCAUCUGAUUGGAAAUCCGUUAGCAUUUGCGUUUGAUGAAGCUGCUUCGAAGAGUUGGACAAGAUUUCGAGACAUCCCUGCACUAAAGUUACCCAAUAUACACUUCCUGCAGGGGAGUGUCUCGAGUAUUGACUGCGAGAACAAGGUUGCAUCGAUAGUGGAUACUGUCACCAAACAACUUCGCAAGCAGCAGUAUGACUAUCUCCUGGCCGCUUCAGGCCUUCGACGAACUUCACCUGUGGUGCCGCAAGCACUAAAUAGAGAACAAUUUCUUGCCGAGGCCAAGGCACAUGCCAAAGCUGUCAGAGAUGCCAAAGAAGGCGUGGUGGUCAUAGGCGGAGGUGAGUACAUCUUGUGUGAACUGGACUCCAGACUAACUUUCAUACCUUUAGGGGCUGUCGGAAUCGAAAUGGCUAGCGAGAUCAAGAUGAUUGAACCCUGGCAGAAGGUUACCCUUAUUCACUCGCGGGAUAAGCUCCUGUCUGCAGAGCCUCUGCCAGAUGACUUCAAGGAACGAAGCCUCGAGCUGCUCAGGGAGACAGGUGUUCAGGUCAUCAUGGGAAUCAGAGUAACGGACACUGCUGCUGAACAGACUGAUGAUGGAGCUGCUUCGUGGAGGCUCACCUUGUCCAACGGUCAGAAGAUCGUAGCUGGGCAUGUCAUUACAGCCAUUUCAAGAAGUACACCAACAUCAGGCUAUCUCCCGCCCGCCGUCCUGGACAAGGAUGGCUACGUCAAAAUCGAUGCUUCGUACGAACAAAGAUUCAUCCCACCUGAACCUUGCUAA